This is a messenger RNA of Harmonia axyridis, 2859 nucleotides long. It is a transcript of the gene dos, whose product is annotated as GRB2-associated-binding protein 2. Lineage: Eukaryota; Metazoa; Arthropoda; Insecta; Coleoptera; Coccinellidae. The record is from RefSeq and is a predicted model, not a curated record. The transcript is spliced from 8 exons. The coding region runs from base 263 to 2077 and encodes 604 amino acids.
AAUGACAGUCGAACUGACACUGACAGUCGACGUGCUGUGAUAGCGAUGGAAAACAAUGGAUUGGAAGUAGUGUUUUGAUUAUUUCUAGGGCUAAAAAUCUAUCAGUCUUUGGCAACUCUGUUCAAUCAGCUGGUAUUCCUUGAUCGAGUUUACUGACGUAAAUUGUACAUGCGAAUAACAAGCAGCAAACAUCAGUUAAUUGUUUUUACCUUCCCCAAAUGACAUUCUAUUAGUCAUCAUCUGGUAAACUCGAAUUGCACACAUGCAGAAAAUAGAAAAGUAUUUAGACAACAUCACUAAUAAGAUGGCAAAAACCAACCAAGAAGUUGUUUUCGAAGGUUGGUUGACCAAAUCACCGCCAACAAAGAGGAUUUUAAGAGCAAGGUGGAGACGACGAUGGUUUUCCUUAACACAAGGUGAAUUGCCUGGGCAAUAUGUGCUAAAUUACUACACUGAUAGAAAUUGCAGACAUUUAAAGGGUGUUAUAAAUUUAGACCAUUGUGAACAAGUUGAUUUAGGGCUUCGAUUAGAAGAGAGAAAAUUAAAAUUUGAUCAUGUGUUUGAUAUUAAAACUCCAACCAGGACAUACUACUUAGCAGCAGAUACUGAAGUAGAAAUGAGAUCUUGGGUGAAGUGCAUUUGUAAGGUUUGUGGUUUAAGAGCAGAUGCAGCAACAAAUGAUGAUGACGACUCUAGAAUUUCUGAAAAUCCUAGUAAUAUGCCUUCAGAUGUAGAGGUGGUUGAAGAGAAUAGUGGCACUUUAAAGAAAAAUAUUACAACUACUGUUAGUACUAGUCCUUACAUUCCAAUAUCCGAAUGUAUGACAGGAAAAUAUCCUGUUUUCGAUAGGCAGGAUCUCAAUAAUUGUUUAACACAAAAAGUUACAAGCUGGCAGAAUAAUACUUAUGGAACCGGAGCAUCUCAAAAGAUAUACCUAAAUUAUGUUAAUGACAUGCAAAUGUUUUACGAUAGUCCAAGAAAACAUAAUGCAAAACCUCUCUCUAAACCUGCAAAAACAGAAGCUGAUUUAGGCAAUGAUGGUUCACCCUUACAGAGCCCAACCGACUCAGAAAAUGUAUUCAAUGAAGAAGAUUGGAAUGAUAAUGCAUCCUCAGAAGGGACAAGAGUUAAACGACCCUCUACAGGUUCGAUAGACUUGGAUCUGAUAGUCACCCAGAAGUUCACGAAGACAGAAGCGCCACCUAGACCUCCAAAACCAACCAAUAUUGCUCAACAGAAUUCUCCCAAUUACCUGAAUCUGACCCUUCCCAUAGGCGAUCAAAAAGAUCUCACGUCCGGUGACGUUACCACAGGAAAUGAAUCACAGAAAGUCAUUACCGAUGAAAUGUAUGAUUUCCCAAGAUCGCAUCAGGUGGAAAGCGAUACAUUGAGGUAUUCCUUCAGUAGGAGACAUUGUUAUAACAAUGCCGCCCCAGUGAGGUUAGACGGACAAAUCUUCAAAUAUGACAUAUCACCUAAACCCUGCACAAGCCAGGUUUUUAGAUACGAUAUGACUGAUACUCAGGAAGAACCUGCAUCACCACAUUCUCAAGGCUCAUCGACACCAGCCUAUUCCAAUCUUCCCAGUCCACUUUUAACGGAAACGCAAUUGAUGCCCCCUCCCAUUGUACAUCGGGAGCUGAAACCAAAGAGGAAAUUAUCAGAUUCACUGUCUAUUUCUUCAAUGAACGAACCGCCUUCCCCCAGAGGGGCGCCAAGCGUUGAUAGAAAGUUGAAACCUCCAACUCCUUUGCAGGAGGCUCAUAUGAGAAGAAACGCAAACCUGGACGAUGAUCGAAGAAUGAGAGGUGCCCCAAGUCCUUCUCCCUUGAGUAGAGGCCAUUCCGACGAGAACUUGUCUUCGCCGUUGGAAUGUGAUUAUAUAGUGUCUAAAAUGCAAUAUCUGGAUCUUGACUUGGAUUGUAAAAUACCAAGUUCGUCGUCAGUGAACAUUAUCAAGAACGAAUCGAGUACAGUGUACAAGGAAGUCGAUUUCAAAAAAACUCACGCUUUCAACAUCACAAAAAAUAUCUUGGAAAAAGAGAGGCAAGAUACUGUUGCUUUCCAUAAGAAAUGAUGAAACGAAACAAUCCAGAUAAUUGAUUUUAUCGUACACUAUUUUUUCAUCUGUAUUAUCGAUGUAUAUUUGCUCACUCGACUGUAUUUUUUCUAAUGUUAUUAAUUUUUAUACUAAGUGGAUGAAAGCAAUCGAGACGAUACCUCAGCGUUUUAUAGCUGAAGAAGUUCAUAUCAGUAAUUUUUCAAGUUGUAGAGGCUACUUUUAAGCAGCUAUGUUAUUAUAUUUGUUCAGGCUGUAGAGCUUGUUCGAUGAUUUAAAAGUUUUUCUAUUAACUUCAUGAUACAUGUUGAUGGUUUUUCUUUUCCUUUACUUUUCUUCAAUUCGAAGAUUUAUUUUUGAAGUGCAACGAAUAAUUAUAUAUUUUAAUGUGAUUACAAAGUUUGAAACUUAUAUCUCUUUAACCUGAAAUUUCUUGGGUACUCUUGCAUUUUAUACAUUAUUUUUUUAGAGUUUUUCUCAAAACUGCGAUAAUUAGCAUUUAUUUCAUUUGAAUUCAUAAACCAAUGUGAUUUACAUGUAAUUCAUCCAGAGACAAUCAGAAUCUUCGGUAAUUAUAGGAGUGUACCUAAAGGGAAGCUUCUUCCAUUUAUGUAUUGUUGAAUAAUUCUCGACUUAAUUCUUUUUAUAAAAUUUCAGCUUCCUGAAGUGGCCAUUCUUAAAUUCCAUAUCAUUUUGUAUUGAAAAUGUAUAAUAUUUUUAGAAUGUUAGGGUAUUGAUUAGUCAAAUAUUUAAAAUAUGUUGAACUUUGAAUUUUUUACAAAUAUAUGUAUAUUGUCAGA